UCGAGCACCUGUAAACAGAGGCUUUAGGGCAUAAGUAUUUUGUGCCAGUUUCAUAAAAUAGAGCUAUGUCAGAUCUCUCCCCUGCGACAGUCCUCGGUACCCUCGCGGCAGGUGCUCUAAUUAAACACCUUAGUGCUGCCUACAUAGCUAGCAAAGACUUUGUGUAUGUAGGUAAAAUCUCCGAGCUGCAUGUAUGGCCAGUGAAAUCGUGCGGAGGAUUAAAGGUAGAAAAGGGACAAUGUGAACGUACAGGGCUGUUUUAUGGUGGAAUCGGCGACAGGACUUGGGUCAUCGUUUCACCUGAUGGCGGCUAUGUCACACAGAGACAGGAACCAAAAAUGGCGCUCAUCAAGCUCCGUCUCCAAGGCAACACAUUAACCCUGGAAGCUCCUGGAAUGCCAUCAUUAGAACUGUCCACUAAACCCCAGACUGUCAGAUCCCAAGUCGGCAAUGUCAAAAUUAAAGUGGACACUACCGAGUUUCUGGACUGCGGGGAGAAGGCUGCCGCCUGGAUUAACAAAUAUCUCGGACGACAGGGGCUGAAAGUCGGCUUCUCCGCUCCCGACUUACAGAAAAGGGACGCCAUAACAGCAGAGAAAUUGUGGAAGCAUAAUGCUAAAAAGGGCGAUAUGCUGGCGUUCUCGGACUAUUCAAGUUAUAUGUUGAUGUCUGCAAAAUCUAUGGAUGUCCUCAAUAGCAAACUCAAGAAACCUGUCUACAUCCUCAACUUCCGACCAAACUUCGUCGUGGAGGGCUGUGAGGCGUUUGACGAGGAACAUUGGAGGGAGGUUAAAAUUGGCAAUGUCAAAUUCAGGAAUAUUGACGAUUGUACGAGGUGUCUUCUGACUACCGUUGAUCCGUACACAGGUGAAAAAUCCAAGGAAGAGGAACCAUUAAAGACACUGAGAACGUUUCGUUGUCGACCAGACCGUUAUGGCCCCAAACCUGUGAUGGGGAUCUGCCUGGCCCCCGAUUCUCUGGGUGGGGUCAGAGUAGGGGAUGAUGUUUUUGUCAAAUACAAGUAACUUCCCACCAACGGAUCUUCGUAUUUGUACUCACAUAUAUAUAUAAAUCUCUAUGCUCAAAUAAACACAACGAUGCAAUAAUAGCAUAAUUUAAAUUUGUAAAAUUUGUCAGGAAAAAUAUAUAUAUUUUUAAAGUUUAUUUCAUGCAAAAUAUUUUACAGCGCAUAGAUCAUCUUAUUUUUGUUUUUCAAAAGAUUUGCCUACUUUUAGGAUUUUAAUCCUGUUUGACUAAAGAGUAAUUCUGGAAAAAAGUGCAGAAGGGUUUGAUCUGAAAAAAAACCCAAACAGAAAUAUUGCAGUGUCUAUGUUUAUUAUCUUGUUCAUAUACAUUUAUGAUACACCAUUGUUUGAUGUGAGAGAAUAAGAAAUUCAGGGUGCUGAAAAACAAAAAUAAAAUUUUAUAAUUGAAAGCAUAUAAAUACAUACUUGUAAAAUGUAAUCUGGUAUGAUAUUAUUGUUAUAAUAAUUAAUUAAUGUACGUAUUUUCUCUUUUCAGAAGCUUUAUUAUGUGUUUAUCAUUU
This is a messenger RNA of Saccostrea cuccullata (small rock oyster), 1546 nucleotides long. RefSeq names its product mitochondrial amidoxime-reducing component 1-like. The coding region runs from base 66 to 1025 and encodes 319 amino acids. The transcript is spliced from 7 exons. Gene Ontology annotation, molecular function: molybdenum ion binding; pyridoxal phosphate binding; catalytic activity. Lineage: Eukaryota; Metazoa; Mollusca; Bivalvia; Ostreida; Ostreidae. The record is from RefSeq and is a predicted model, not a curated record.